This is a messenger RNA of Armigeres subalbatus, 1203 nucleotides long. RefSeq names its product leucine-rich repeat transmembrane neuronal protein 1-like. Gene Ontology annotation, molecular function: protein binding. Bases 133 to 1083 code for a protein of 316 amino acids. The transcript has 2 exons. Gene Ontology annotation, cellular component: extracellular matrix. NCBI's taxonomy places the organism in Eukaryota, Metazoa, Arthropoda, Insecta, Diptera, Culicidae. The record is from RefSeq and is a predicted model, not a curated record.
CCACCAAUACGGCCGCGCGAUGCACUCUCCGGUCAUCAAUUCCAGUGUCGUGUGCUGUGAUGUCUAGUUUUUUUUUCAAGGCUAGAGCAAUGAUCCUCUGCCCAGUCAUUAUUCUGCCGUCGUCGCUCGAAGAUGGACCGUUUUAGCUGGAUCUCCUUGUGCCUCGCGUUGAUGUUCGCGUGUACGUCGCAUCGUACGUUCGCCAAAAAUAUAACCUGUUGGGAGCUGCCCUGUCGCCAGAAUAGAUACCACUUUGAUUGUUGCAUCCGAAAUUUGGAGAUUGAUGAUGGGACUACGAUAGAGAGUGCCAAUUUCGCCAAGCAACAGUACAUCCUGUUGGAGGACAGCAACAUCUACACGGUGUCCCCGCAGUUAUUCCAACUGAUGACGGAUGCUAAGAUGCUGGAAAUUACCGGAGGGUUCGUCCCGUGGGUUUAUUUGAGACCGUCGUUAACCAUGCUCACAAUUACCGACAGUCAAACGAAGCAGAUUUUCAUCGAUCCGGAGCAGAAAAAGUAUCGACUGAUUUGGCUGGAAGUUCGAAACAUUACCAUGAAAGAACUCCCGCAAAAUCUGAACCAACUACGAGACCUGGAGCACAUCGGUUUGGUUGACUCCGGGUUGGAAUUUCUGCUAAUGGAUCAAUUCGACGGUUUGAACAAGCUGGAAGAGCUCAAUCUCUCCGGGAAUAACAUCGCACGAAUUUACAUUAACUUCCCGAUGAGAAUGCCAUCCCUUCGGUGUCUUCAGUUGAACGACAACCAGCUGACCGCGAUAGACCUCAGCUAUUGGCACAUGCCCGAGUUGACGUCGUUCGACCUUUCCUCGAAUCAGCUCAAGUACAUGGCGCACUACAAUAGCAAUCAGUUUGAAAAGCUGUGCGCCAUCAAAGCGGAGCGGAACAAAUGGAACUGUAAGUGGCUGGAGGAAUUUUUGCACGCGUGCUUCCACUUCAAGGGUUACGGGUUUAGCGAACGGCAGGUCGAAUGCGACGAGGAUCUGGAAUGGCGGGAAAAUUGCUGCUACGGAAAUGAAACCGACGAUGGUUAUUUGGAGUACCUGAGGGAGAUACAACUAAUUUGACGGUGGGAGCAAUGCUGAAAUAGGUGUGAUCAAAUGUUUUUGGUUCUUAAAAUUGUAAAAGUGUUCAUUUUUGGCUUCUAAAUAUUGUAGGGAUAGUGUAAUAAAUACAGACAGAAUCUG